Molecule: messenger RNA, 1092 nt
Organism: Trichoderma citrinoviride
Lineage: Eukaryota; Fungi; Ascomycota; Sordariomycetes; Hypocreales; Hypocreaceae
Product: NAD(P)-binding protein
Exons: 2
Coding region: 1-1092 (363 amino acids)
Source: RefSeq, a predicted model, not a curated record
AUGCCUUCCGCAACUACACAUGCAGAAUUCGGCCCUCACACAACGGCUUUAACCGUUGCCGCAGCAUUCCCUUCCGCCAUCGCAGGAAAAACCAUCCUCAUCACCGGCGUCAACCUCAAGGGCCUCGGCUACGCCACCGCCCAAGCCUUCGCCUCGCAAAACGCCGCUCUCAUCAUUAUCGCCGGCCGCACCCCCGCCAAGCUCCAGGAAUGCGCCGAUGCCCUGGCGAAGCAGUACCCCAACACCAAGACACGCCUUCUCGAGCUGGAUCUAGGCACGCAGAAAAGUGUUAGGGAGGCUGCUACGAGGGUCAACUCUUGGGAUGACGUUCCGACCAUUGACAUUGUUGUGAACAAUGCGGGCAUUAUGAAUGUGCCUACACGCCAGCUCAACGAGGAUGGCAUAGAGCGCCACUUCGCUACGAACCAUAUUGGUCACUUUCUCCUUACGAGCUUGAUCAUGCCUAAAAUCAUUGCGGCCGCUCAAAAGCCAGGUGCCAUAAAGGGGGCUACUCGAGUCGUCAACGUCUCCUCCACUGGUGCAAACUAUAGCCCCAUACGCUGGAGUGAUAUCAACUGGGAGAAACCCACUGGCACAUUGCCUUUAACCGAGCAGCCCAACUACCCCGGCCUUUAUCAACUCGCCAAGUUAGAUGAAGAGGCCGUCAAGGCUGAGAGUUACAUCCACCAGGGCGCCUAUGGACAGUCCAAGACGGCCAAUUCCCUGUUUAGCUUGGGCCUCAACGAGCGUCUCUACGAAAAGUACGGGAUCCUGAGCUUCGCUGUACACCCAGGCGUAAUCAUCACCGAACUCAGCCGGGAAGUGCCCCGCGAGGAGGUCGAAGCCAGAAUCGAAAUGCUCAAGAGCAGGGGUUUUGUUUUCAAGGAGCUGAGCGCUGGAGCCAGCACGUCUCUGGUAGCGGCUAUGGGUCCGGAGGUGAAGGGCGAGGAUGGAGAGUGGGACGGUAGAGGCGUGUACUUGAGUGAUUGUCAGAUUCUUGACAACACUAAGAUGUGGUACACGAGUUGGAGUGAGGCAGAGAAGCUGUGGGCAAAGAGUGAGGAGCUUGUGGGCGAGAAAUUUGCGUUUUGA